Aspergillus candidus is the source of this 1132-nucleotide messenger RNA. RefSeq names its product putative pyruvate dehydrogenase complex component Pdx1 (gene pdx1). Gene Ontology annotation, cellular component: pyruvate dehydrogenase complex. Gene Ontology annotation, biological process: pyruvate decarboxylation to acetyl-CoA. The record is from RefSeq and is a predicted model, not a curated record. Bases 240 to 1112 code for a protein of 290 amino acids. NCBI's taxonomy places the organism in Eukaryota, Fungi, Ascomycota, Eurotiomycetes, Eurotiales, Aspergillaceae. Gene Ontology annotation, molecular function: dihydrolipoyllysine-residue acetyltransferase activity. The transcript has 2 exons.
GGCUUCAUCCCGUCCUCCAUCUCUCUCGCGCGACCCCUCCAAUCAUCUCUCAUUUACUCUCGUUUCUCUCGCGUCAAUAUACCCGCCUUAUCCGACCUCCGUGCGACUGGAUUUCAGGGAUCUCUGGGAUUCCCAACCACCUGGUUGGCCGCCCGUUCUCAACCCAUUCUAGAUCCCACACCAAUCCCGCGGAAAACCCCGUCCUUCGACUACACCCCCAAUCUUUGAGGAAAUUCGAAAUGUCUGCCAGUCUCCCUUCGCGUCAAAUCCCCGCCUUUCUGGCCCGGCGGCAGCCCCGGAUUCUCAGCACCGGUCGCCGUUUCCAAUCCUCGUCCUCCGGCCAGACCCAGAACCCUUCCUACCCGCUCUACCCCUCCGUCUCCCAACUCCUUCACCAAAAUGGGAUUCCCGAAUCCGACCUCUCCAAGAUCCCAGCCUCCGGACCCAAGGGCCGUCUCCUAAAGGGUGACGUGCUCGCCUACAUCGGCGCCAUCCCGCGCGACUACCCCUCAUCGCAGGCCCAGCGACUCGAGAAGCUGGCUCACCUCGACUUGAGCAACAUCAAGAUCGCGGCGCCCCCCGCCCCGGCGGAGCCGGUCAAGGUGGAGGAGCCCGAGAAGCCCGUGGCCCGCGCCCCACCCACCACGUCGGUCGCCGUGUCGAUCUCGCUGGCGGCCGUGCUGUCCGUGCAGAACAAGCUCUCCGAGACGCUGGGCGUCAACGUGCCGCUGUCCACCUUCCUGGCCCGCGCCGCCGACCUCGCCAACGACGACCUGCCCCGGUCGUCCACCGACAAGCGCUCCGCCGACGAACUCUUCGACGAGGUCCUCGGCGCGGACCCCAUCGUCACCUCGCGGGGCGACUACAUCCCCGAGCUGAACGCCUUCGAUGGACCGAUCCAGACGGCCCCGCGCGCGCAGGACGACCUCAUCGAUAUCCUCAGCGGCCAGUCCAAGAAGCGGACUGCUACCCGGGUCGCAGCCGCUCCCGAGGAGCCCGCGACCAACGUCUUCAGCCUGACGGUGCCGCUGAGCGACAAGAAGCGGGCGCAGACGUUCCUCGACCGGGUCCAGGCGCUCCUCACCGUGGAGCCGGGGCGGUUGGUUCUAUAGAUAUCACAUUGGCGGCUAGC